Messenger RNA from Ogataea polymorpha, 1828 nucleotides. RefSeq lists its product as uncharacterized. The transcript has a single exon. Gene Ontology annotation, molecular function: centromeric DNA binding. Lineage: Eukaryota; Fungi; Ascomycota; Pichiomycetes; Pichiales; Pichiaceae. Gene Ontology annotation, biological process: spindle attachment to meiosis I kinetochore; kinetochore assembly; attachment of mitotic spindle microtubules to kinetochore. Gene Ontology annotation, cellular component: kinetochore. The record is from RefSeq and is a predicted model, not a curated record. The coding region runs from base 143 to 1828 and encodes 561 amino acids.
GCGAAUAAUUAUUUGUGGUACCAUCGGAAACGCGUCUUGAUCGACAUUCAUUUGAGCUGAUAACCUGGUUACCAUUUGAACUGCCGCUAGCCUUUGCAAUUGUACCGCGGUCUUUGAAUACACACAAACUCAUAACAAAAGGAUGAGUUAUAGGAAAAGCGAAAUAUUCGAGCCCCCUGGUAAAGUGGGCCGCAAAACAGGGUUCUAUCUUACGAGAACGCCCAGAAGGAACGAAAAUGGGCUGGAAGAUCUCAAAGAUUUCUUUCUUUCUGACGACGAGUACGAAAGUCCUAAUAACAAGAGUGUCAACACGUCUCCCAACAAAAGACUCUCCAUGAGGUACGAACAGCUGAAAAGCCAGCGGGCUCCAGGAAGCUCGCCAAUUAGCCACAGCAAGCAACCACAAAGUAAAGGAACUCGUCUAAUACUCUCCUCCAGUGAAGAAAGUCCCGACCCAAGUGACUCUGAGGAUGCAGACAAAAUAAUUAGCGCAGCAACGCGAAUGGGUUCCCCAAUCAAACCGAAUGUGCGCCGUAGAGCCUCCUUGAAUGGCUCUCCUCGCUCCUCGCAAAGUCGACCUGCAAGCUCGCCCAAAAAACUGCAGCCUUCACCUUUGAAGAAAAGCCUGCCAACCACUGAAGAGAGCGUUCUGCAUGUAGACAGCGAGGACAAAUCAGAAGAAGAUUUGCGGACCAAAAAAUCCCAACCAAAGUCCUCCGCUGUCUCUCGUAAGUUUGCUGCUGUGACGAAGAAUAUGGCGCUCCAGAAGAAGGCGUCGAACAAGGGCAAAGUGAUAAUUUCUGAUGACGACGAGUCAACUGACUCAAGUCCGAAAAAGAAACCACGAGGCAAAAAGUCAGCUCCCUCGGAAUCAGAUGAGUCGGCAUCAGAACACGCUGAUGUUGACGAAGAUGAAGAUUUCGAGGAGGAAACCGAUUCCGGUCCUGAAGUGGUAAGCGUUUCCGAAGACACCGACAAAGCAGAAGAUAAGGACAUCGAUGCGUCGGUGGAGGAGGUUUUGCCGAAAGAAGAGACGCCUAUGUCAGAAAGCGGAGUGAGAAGGUCUUCUAGAAGAAGGGUUUCCCCUGUUGCCUGGUGGAGAAACGAGAAAAUCAUCUAUGAAACCACAACCGAAAACGGCACCUACGUGAAGAAAAUCAAGGACGUGAUCCACCGUCCUGUCGCAGAGCCUACCAGGAAGAGACGGCAGUCUUCAGCGCCACCAUUGACAAAAGCUCGAAGACGUAGUCGAACACCGAAAAGUGAGCAAACCGAAAGGGCACAGCCAGUCACAGCACCACCGCAAAUUACUGAGCAGCCAGAAAAAGAGAAGGAGCAAGCGAUCGCCAGUGAGCUGGACGGCAGCGACUGGUUGCAGCAGAAUUCGCUCACAAUUCCAGUUUUUGAGGGUCCGGGUUCUGAGAACCAGAUCGAGAGAACGGUUGCUUGGGCUCCCAACAAGUCGAAAAACAUUUCCAUCAUCAAGAACAGCGAGGAGUUCUUUCGAAUUGCCACCUUGUUUGAUCAGGACAGCGAAUUUAGCGGCGGUGGCAUAAUUGAGAUUCCCGUUGGUUCUCGCAAAGCCAUCAAGUCGAACGACGACACCUACUUCAUCUUUUUCGUGAUCCAAGGAGUGCUGGAAGUGACGCUCUCGCACAAUCCGUUUGUGGUGGUUUCGGGAUGCUCCUUUGAAGUGCCAAUGGGUAAUUUCUAUCAAUUCGAUAACAAGGGCAAGACUGUGGUGAAGCUCUUUUUUGUCCAGUCCAAGUACGUGGUGGUAAGCUCGCCCGAAGACGACGACGACGAAGACGACGAUGAAAGUAUCUGA